Lodderomyces margitis is the source of this 1731-nucleotide messenger RNA. It is a transcript of the gene GNP1, whose product is annotated as amino acid transporter. The transcript has a single exon. The coding region runs from base 1 to 1731 and encodes 576 amino acids. Gene Ontology annotation, cellular component: membrane. Gene Ontology annotation, biological process: amino acid transmembrane transport. Gene Ontology annotation, molecular function: amino acid transmembrane transporter activity. NCBI's taxonomy places the organism in Eukaryota, Fungi, Ascomycota, Pichiomycetes, Serinales, Debaryomycetaceae. The record is from RefSeq and is a predicted model, not a curated record.
AUGGCACCUAUUGAGAAACUAACACCGCUGGCGCUGGCAGUGCCCAAGGAGGCCGAUUACAAUGAUUCGGUUGAAUCUCCAUACAUGAUUGAAGUUGCCGACGAAGGAACGUCGAAAUUCACCAGAUUCAAGGACUCGUUUAGGCGAAAGGAAGUGGAUGAAUCUCAGAAACAUGAAGUUGGGCGUCAGAUGUCCAAGGCUAUCAGUCUACGUCAUUUAAUUCUUAUGGCCCUUGUUACUGGUAUCGGUACCGGUCUUUUGGUUGGUACUGGGCUGGUGUUGCAUAAAUCCGGACCAUUGUUUCUAGUCAUUGGUUUUGCCAUCGUUGGAUCCUUUUUAUAUCCAACUUUACAAGCAGCAGGUGAGAUGGCGGUUAACUACUCUGACCUUUCCGGUGGGUACAAUAACUACCCUAGAAGGUUUAUAGAUGAAUCGGUCGCGUUUGCCAUCACUUGGAAUUAUUGUAUCCAAUGGUUGUCCGUUAUCUCAAUUGAAUUGGUUACUGCAGCAAUUACUAUCUCGUAUUGGAACACAACUGUUAAUGCUGAUGUUUGGGUUACAAUUUUUUACGUAGUGGUUGUGACUAUUAACUUUAUUGGAGCAUCAGGGUACGGAGAGGCUGAGUUCAUCAUUGGAUCUUGUAAAAUUAUGAUGAUUGUUGGGUUCAUCAUUAUGGGAAUAGUUGUCAAUGUUGGUGGAGGACCCAACCACGAAUUCAUUGGAGGUAGGUAUUGGAGAGAUCCCGGAUACUAUACCAACUUUAAAGGGUUGUGUUCGGUUUUUGUCACUGGAAGUUUUGCGUUUGGACAAACUGAAUUUGUUGCAUUGAGUGCUAGUGAGCAAUCAAACCCAAGGAGAGCUAUUCCAAUCGCCACCAAGUUGGUUGCAUAUCGUAUUGUGAUUGUCAUGCUUGGUAGUUUGACGAUUGUUGGUUUGCUUGUUCCUUACAAUUCGGACAGAUUGAUGGGAUCCAGCGGUGGUGGAUCACAUGCUUCUCCUUAUGUCUUGGCUGCUGCAUUGCAUGGUGUCAAGGCAGUGCCCUCAAUUAUAAAUGCCGUCAUUCUUAUUUCAGUCACUUCCGUUGCAUCUUCGGCGUUGUAUUCGUCUUCUAGAACAUUGCAAUCGUUAUCUGAGCAAGGAUUUGCACCAAAGUGGUUCAACUACAUUGAUAGAACCGGUAGACCAUUGCGUGCUCUUGCAGUCUGUGCAUUCUUUGGAUUGUUCUCAUUUAUUGCAGCAUACAAGAAGCAGGAAACGGUUUUCAACUGGUUGCUUGCAAUUUCUGGAUUGUCCCAAAUCUUUACUUGGAGUGGUAUUUGUAUAUCCCAUGUGCGCUUCAGAGCUGCUUUGAAGUACAAUAAUAUUUCUACCGAUUCAUUGGGAUAUGUAGCUAACACUGGUAUUAUUGGGUCAUACUAUGCCAUAAUUUGGUAUGUUUUGGUUUUGAUUGCUCAAUUUUGGAUUGCAUUGUAUCCUAAAGGUGAAGGUAAACCGAACGUUUCCUCAUUUUUCCAAAACUAUCUUGGUGCUAUUGUGUUGAUCUUCUUUUACGUUUGCCACAAAUUAUGGACUCGCAAUUGGUCGCUUUUUGUUCCUUUGAAAGACAUUGAUAUAAAUUUGGAUAGAACCAUUUUUGAUGAAGAGUUGUUGGCCAUUGAAAAGGAAGAAGAGAGAGAAAAAUGGAAGAAGGCACCAUUUUAUAAGAAGGUUUUGCAAAUAUUAUUCUUUUAA